Molecule: messenger RNA, 5259 nt
Organism: Equus quagga
Lineage: Eukaryota; Metazoa; Chordata; Mammalia; Perissodactyla; Equidae
Gene: KIF3C
Product: kinesin family member 3C
Exons: 8
Coding region: 651-3017 (788 amino acids)
Biological process (GO): mitotic spindle assembly; microtubule-based movement
Cellular component (GO): spindle microtubule; nucleus
Molecular function (GO): microtubule binding; plus-end-directed microtubule motor activity; ATP binding
Source: RefSeq, a predicted model, not a curated record
AACAUCACUCUCGCCGCCGCUGCUCCGCCCCAUCCCCUUCUGUUUUUCUCUCUCAUUCUCCGGUGGCGGCGGCGGGGAAGGCGGAGGCAGAGGCAGCAGCAGCCGCGGUGGCUGCAAUGAAUGAUCCCUCAGCUGGGGAGGAGGACUCCAGGUGAGCCUCUGCCCUUGGGAGGUCCGGGAGCCCCGGCCACCCGGGACCUGCAGCCCCCCGCCAUGGAUCCUUAGAGGGGGAGGAGGAAGAAGAGGAGGAGAAGACAGCUCUGCCGCCCACCCCCAUCCCAUUUUCCUCUUCCUUUAUCUCAUUGUUGCCGUAGCUGUUUACGGCAGGCUCCCUCUGCCCCAGCAUGGGGCGGGCUCCCGGCACUGCCAUUCGGCAGGCGCUGCUCCUGCGGCUCCCUCGGCUGCCCCGGGGUUCUGCCUAAUUCUCCCUGCCCAGUCGGUGCAGUGAGGACCGGAGGGCGGUGGAGGCCCGGACUGCAGCAGCGGCGGGGCCACCUCCCAGCAUCCCCACCCUAGGAGGCUGCAUGCGGAUUGAAGAGCGGCGCCUAGGGGCUGGGCCGGCCCCGCUGAUCCGGACCUAGGGAGGACAGCAGGACCGCCCAGGCUGCCAAGGGAGGGGGUCGAGCGGGCAGGAAGGACAGAGCAGCAAGAUGGCCAGUAAAACCAAGGCCAGCGAGGCCCUGAAGGUGGUGGCCCGGUGCCGCCCCCUCAGCCGGAAGGAGGAGGCUGCUGGUCACGAGCAGAUCCUGACCAUGGACGUGAAACUGGGCCAGGUGACCCUGCAGAAUCCCCGUGCUGCCCCGGGAGAGCUGCCCAAGACCUUCACCUUUGAUGCCGUGUAUGAUGCCAGCUCCAAGCAGGCAGACUUAUAUGAUGAAACCGUGAGGCCCCUGGUGGACUCAGUGCUUCAGGGUUUCAAUGGCACGGUGUUUGCCUAUGGCCAGACUGGCACUGGCAAGACCUACACCAUGCAAGGGACCUGGGUGGAGCCCGAGCAGCGUGGGGUCAUCCCCAAUGCCUUUGAGCACAUCUUCACCCACAUCUCGCGCUCCCAGAACCAGCAGUAUCUGGUCCGGGCCUCCUACCUGGAGAUCUACCAGGAGGAGAUUCGAGACCUCCUCUCCAAGGAGCCCGGCAAGAGGCUGGAGCUGAAGGAGAACCCUGAGACUGGUGUCUACAUCAAAGACCUCUCCUCCUUCGUCACCAAGAAUGUCAAGGAGAUCGAGCACGUGAUGAACCUGGGGAACCAGACCCGGGCGGUGGGCAGCACACACAUGAAUGAGGUCAGCUCCCGCUCCCAUGCCAUCUUCGUCAUCACUGUGGAGUGCAGUGAGCGUGGUUUGGACGGCCAGGACCACAUCCGUGUAGGCAAGCUCAACCUGGUGGAUCUGGCUGGCAGUGAGAGGCAGAACAAGGCAGGUCCCAACACAGCUGGAGGGGCAGCCACACAGUCCACGGGUAGUGGCAGUGGUGGUGGUGGUGGUGGAGAGAGGCCUAAGGAAGCCUCCAAAAUCAACCUCUCGCUGUCUGCCCUGGGCAACGUGAUCGCCGCUCUAGCAGGCAACAGGAGCACCCACAUCCCCUACCGGGACUCCAAGCUGACGCGGCUGCUCCAGGACUCUCUGGGGGGGAAUGCCAAGACCAUCAUGGUAGCUACCCUGGGGCCAGCUUCUCACAGCUAUGACGAGAGCCUUUCCACCCUGCGUUUUGCCAACCGGGCCAAGAACAUCAAGAACAAGCCCCGGGUGAAUGAGGACCCCAAGGACACACUGCUGCGGGAAUUCCAGGAGGAGAUCGCCCGCCUGAAGGCCCAGUUGGAGAAGAAGGGGAUGCUGGGAAAACGGCUCCGGAGGAAGAGCAGCCGUAGGAAGAAGGCUGUGUCAGCCCCCCCCGGGUACCCUGAGGGGCCGGUGAUUGAGGCCUGGGUAGCCGAAGAAGAGGAUGACAACAACAACAACCACCGCCCGCCCCAGCCCAUCCUGGAAUCAGCUUUGGAUAAGAACAUGGAGAAUUACCUGCAGGAGCAGAAGGAGCGGCUGGAGGAGGAGAAGGCGGCCAUCCAGGAUGACCGCAGCCUGGUGAGUGAGGAGAAGCAGAAGCUGCUGGAGGAGAAGGAGAAGAUGCUGGAAGACCUGCGGCGGGAGCAGCAGGCCACAGAGCUGCUUGCGGCCAAGUACAAGGCCAUGGAGAGCAAGCUGCUCAUUGGGGGCAGGAACAUCAUGGAUCACACCAAUGAGCAGCAGAAGAUGUUGGAACUGAAGAGGCAGGAGAUUGCUGAGCAGAAACGCCGUGAGCGGGAAAUGCAGCAGGAGAUGAUGCUCCGAGAUGAGGAGACCAUGGAGCUCCGGGGCACCUACACAUCCCUGCAGCAGGAGGUAGAGGUCAAAACCAAGAAACUCAAGAAGCUCUACGCCAAGCUGCAGGCGGUGAAGGCGGAGAUCCAGGACCAGCAUGAUGAGUACAUCCGCGUGCGGCAGGACCUGGAGGAGGCGCAGAAUGAGCAGACCCGGGAACUCAAGCUCAAGUACCUAAUCAUCGAGAACUUCAUCCCCCCUGAGGAGAAGAACAAGAUCAUGAACCGGCUUUUCCUGGACUGUGAGGAGGAGCAGUGGAAGUUCCAGCCACUUGUGUCAGCCGGAGUCAGUAGCAGCCAAAUGAAGAAGCGGCCAACGUCUGCAGUGGGCUACAAGAGGCCCAUCAGCCAGUAUGCUCGGGUUGCCAUGGCCAUGGGGUCCCACCCCAGAUACAGGGCUGAAAACAUAAUGUUUCUGGAGUUGGAUGUGUCCCCUCCGGCUGUCUUUGAGAUGGAAUUUUCUCAUGACCAAGAACAAGACCCCCGUGCACUACACAUGGAAAGGCUCAUGCGAUUGGACAGCUUUCUGGAAAGACCUUCUACAUCUAAAGUCCGAAAGUCCAGGUCCUGGUGCCAGAGUCCUCAGCAGCCUCCACCCUCCACCACACAUGCCUCGCUGGCCUCCGCUGCUCUGCGCCCCACGACAGUGCUAGACCACGAGUGACAACCUUCAGUCAGGCUGCCCAUCUGACAGACUCCUGGGAUGGGGCAGCCAACCCUGGAUCAUCUCCCCUGCCGCUCAGUGUGCGUGUGUGUGUGUGCAUGUGCGUGUGCAUAUGUGUGAGGGGGUGAGAAUCUGGCGGACCGUGCCUCUGCCUGCUCUUCUUAGCCUCCUUUAUUUAAUUAAUGUUAUUUAUUCGUGGAGCUCAGUUAGUGUGGGAGAGAUGCCCUCACCUGAGCCUGCCGUGGUCACUGCAUAGCCUCCUUUUCUUCUGACUUUAGACCCCUCUCCCCCAAGUCAGACCUCAAGCUCCUCCCCGUCAGCUGCCCCAAGAAGGGAAGGUGGCCAGUGCCUGAGAAGAGAGUGCUUUUUUCUACCUGUCUCACUGCAUAAUUUCCAUCUCCUCCUAUGCCGAAGGAGAGCCGCUCCUAACCACUUCUGGAACUAGAAAAAUGCUAGUGUCCCCUGAGGACAAGAGACAUCGUGACAGUGCUCCCAGCAGAGAGAGCCCCGCUCUCCACUUUCUGGGCCUCAGACAACCUCUUUUGGCUUCUCGGGCUCCUUUUCAAGGACUUAAAAGACCUCACCAACACAGCCCAUGCUCUUCAGCUUUGGCAAGAACUCAUGGCUUCCCAAACUCUGCUUCCUGCCCACCUUCCCAAUCCUUGGAUAGGAAUUGUGAACCAACCAGUUGCUGCCUCCUGGGGACCUGCAGGAAAUGGAACAAUAAUGGAGACAACGUGGACAGUCAUCAGGGGAAGUCCCUCUUCUGGGUCCCUUUGUUUCUGUCCCCUCUGAGAGGUAACUUUAGUCGACGAGCGGUCAAGCCAACUCCCCACUUUCGAGAUGCUGCUCCUUCCUGCUUUGAUCAUUUUCCCUGCAGCUGCUGGAUCCCAGUUCAUAGUGGGAGAGAUCGAUGCCAUUCUCCCCCUGGCUAAACAAGGGAUCUGAAUCUGUUGCUUUUCCCCUCAUUUAGCACAGGAGACGGCGACUCAGGCAUAAUCUGUCAACUUUGCCCAUUACCGCUGUUUCUGCAUCACAUUUGUUGGGCACUAUCUUGUUGAAAUCUGACCCUUUCUUCAACAUUGUGCAAAUUGGUCCCUAGGCAAGUACCCCUCACCUGCCUUUGUGACAUCCCAAGAUGUCUCCAGGUAUCUCAAGUGAUAAGUAAAUUUCUACCAAAAAAAAAAGAGAGAGAGAGAGAGAGAUUAGUUUUCAUUGACUUACUUUUUAAGUGUUUAUUUUGGUAGAGGGGUAAAGAGGUAAUCAAGAAAGAAAACAUGUGGUUUAGGAUUUCAAAAGGCGGUAAUAGUGGGAUCUCCAGUUCCUAGCAUAUGAGAAGUUUAGUCAUUGGGGUAAAGGCAUGAAACUGACAGAUCUGCCUGAAAUUUGGUGUGUGGGAGGGGGCAGUGGACCUGAUCACCUGGUUAUUCUCUUUCCAUCAGGAAAUGAACUCUUCUUGCACUGGUCAAGUUCUGCUCUAAGGACCAAGCUCUGGUUUGGUUCAACUCAAUGAUGCUGUCGUUUCUGCUGUAAUUACUGGACUACGUGGUUGGGCAACUCAGUUGCCAUUUGCUCCUGUCCAUCGAGGGGAUAACAUUUUCCUCAGAGCCCAAGAGAUUAUUUGAGACUCAGGAUUCAGCUGUGGCUGAGACAGGAGUUGUGUAUAGAAAUCCCCCAGGUGGCCUGGGCACAGGGGCACCUCUGGGCCUGCGUCAAGCAGCCUCCCCCACUGACCUCUUUCUCGUUUGUGGAUGCAGCAGUACAUGUCACCCGCAUUCAUCACUGGGACUCUGCAUUGUCUGGUCACUCAACCCCCACAGUCUUAUAGCACAAGAUACCCAACUUCACCACCCCCAGUCUGAGGGCUGGGCCCAAGGUGUGGUCGGAGGAGGAGCUCCUGCCUGCAGUUUUGUGUACGUGUGUAUGUGUGUGUGUGUGUGUGUGUUUGUGUGUGUGUGUGUACCUCCACAGGAGACACUCUACACUCAGCGUAAGAUAUGCUGGGAACAGGGCCACCGGGGUGGCUGGAUCUCAGUUUCUGUCUCUCUCUCUCUCUUUUCCUUUUGAUGUAUCAAACCUUUGAUUGACAAAGUAAGGGCCUUGAUUAGGACCAAAUUUCCAUGUCUGUGGCUAUGGUCUUUAUUUAGGACGACAGUUAACAAUGCAGUGGCCCAUUCUUGUCACUCUAUACAUAUGACUAUACAGGACAUAUGUAAUAUAUAAAUAUAUAUAUAAAACAUUA